GAGAAGGUGCCGGCUCCUGUAGGAGCUGCAGGGCGGAGCAGGAGAAAGCAGUUCUAACCCAGCACUCCUAACUGACAACAUGGAGAAGAUUGAGACAUUUUGGCAGAAUCUUUUUAAGAAAAAGAAGAAGAAAGAUAAUAAGAAGGAUCGAGGAGAGAACAAGGAGAACGAACCUGAGAGAAUAGAACUAACUCAGCAGGUUCCGGAGAAGGUUGUGGUUAAACAACAUCAGAUAACUCAAUAUCAAGGAAGUGAAACAUUCCCAAGAGGAAAGAACUCUGCCCCAAGCUCUCCUGAACCCGGAGUAAAACUGAACCCAGCAACUUCAGCCUACUCCUUGAGACCCCGAAGACAGGAGCUGUACGAUAAAUAUGAGUGGAGCAGUAACCAACAUUUUCACAUUCCUCAGGGUACACAGAGAUACCAGAGUACAAUCCCACGCUGGAAAUCUAGUUCACGAGGAGCUCUCUCCGCCACUAGUUUAGAUUUCUCCAGGAGCCUACCUCGAUCCCACUCUCCUGGCUCCAAUACAACUACAACUACUAUGCGGAAACCUAUAGAGCCUAGUGUGAGCAGCCAGCACUUCCAUCUACCGACCAGGAAGAAGAGGAUGGUGUACGGUAGGCCCGGGCAGAAGACGGGCAUGACCGUCCUGGUCAAUGAAAUGAAGGCUCGAGCUCCGUGUAGGUCCAGAUCCCCUUCUAUGAACAAUGAGGAACCCAUUCAGUUGGCUCACUUCCCAAGUGGGAUACCUAAGGAUCGUCAGAUAGUUGGUGAGGAUUCAACCUUCUCCUGUACUCUAGAGGAUAGGAAGAGAAGGCUGGGAGAUGAGGAUGAUGUAUUGGACGAAGGUGUGUAUAUCAGUGAUGAGGAGAACAUGAACCCCAAAUUGAAGAAGACUGAGGAGGAGCUCAGCAAGAUCUCCUCCGGGAUUGGGAAAGUGUUCUUGGAGACCAUCAGACAAACUGAGAGGAUCAAGGGAUCUAAACUGUUAAAUAUUGAUCCAAGAUCUGCUGCUCGAACUCCAGGAGCUAAUAGAGAACCAAGAUAUAAACUCCGGUACAAUAGUCCUGCUUGGGCUUCUCCCAGUAGGGAUACAAUGCAUGCCAGACCCUGGGAUUCUAUAGAGGACCUUGAGCGCCCUGUUGUUCUCAGUUCUAGCGGUUGCGCCAGUGGUUGUGCUAGCGACCACUGCCCGCCGGCCAACUCAGCUCCGUUCAGCUUGACCCCAACCCUGCCACGACAUUGUAAACCUGGAUACACCCAUCUCAAGUCUAAUACAAUGCCACAUAUCAGAAGUGUAUCAGGACGGAUCCUCGAUGAUGAGGUUGAUCCAGGUCUAGGUUAUGAUCCUGCCGCAACCUCAACACCUACUCCUGGAGAUCAACCUACUCAACCUGGUACUCUGAGACACGGUCCGGUCAACACACACAGCGGAGUCCUUUAUACAACAAAUAAUAACUUCUCCUGGCUUACUCUUGCCAAGUUUCAUAACGAAGAUACUCUGAGGAGAAGUACGACAACAAAAUUCUUCCAUAAACCUGAACUUCGACACAACAACACGAUUCUCGACCAGUAACCCAUUGUAUAUCUAUCUAUCAAUCAAACCAGUAAUAAAUGCAAAAUUUAUUUUAAA
Eurytemora carolleeae is the source of this 1636-nucleotide messenger RNA. RefSeq lists its product as uncharacterized. Gene Ontology annotation, molecular function: actin filament binding. The transcript is spliced from 9 exons. The record is from RefSeq and is a predicted model, not a curated record. The coding region runs from base 80 to 1579 and encodes 499 amino acids. Gene Ontology annotation, cellular component: actin cytoskeleton. Gene Ontology annotation, biological process: lamellipodium assembly. Lineage: Eukaryota; Metazoa; Arthropoda; Copepoda; Calanoida; Temoridae.